UGGUUUUUAUGUACUAGUGUAUAUUGGGUUAAAAAAAAUACUAGUUUUUGAAUUUGGUCGUUUAUUGAAAAUUUUUUUAUAUUAGUUUUUGAUCAUUUAUUGACAUUUUUUCUUGGAAAAGCUCUGUUUGGGAAUGCAAAGUUUACCCAUUUUGGGUUCAAUUGUUCAACCCUUGAUUUCAAUAUCUCAAUGUUCAUAGGAUUGAUCCUUGAACUGAGAAAAUGAAGAAACUUUUUAAUGGGAUUUUGUGUGAUCUCAAAGGAAGAUUGACAUGUUACAAGCAAGACUGGUAUAAUGGUUUCAAAUCUGGAAUUGGGAUACUAGCUCCAACUACCUACAUCUUCUUUGCUUCUGCACUUCCUGUCAUAGCUUUUGGUGCACAACUAUAUAGAGAUACAGAUGGAAGCUUGAGUACAGUUGAAACAUUAGCUUCAACAGCAAUAUGUGGGAUCAUUCACUCAAUACUUGGUGGACAACCUCUAUUGAUAGUCGGAGUUGCAGAACCAACUGUGAUUAUGUACUCUUAUCUUUAUAACUUUGCUAUUUCUCAGCCUAGUUUGGGAAAGGAACUUUACUUGGCUUGGGCUGGAUGGGUUUGUGUGUGGACAGCCCUUAUGUUAAUAUUUCUUUCUACAAUCAAUGCUUCUACAAUCAUUAAAAGGUUUACAAGAGUUGCAGAUGAACUCUUUGGCAUGUUGAUUACUGUUCUUUUUAUACAACAAGCUAUCAAGGGAGUUGUAAGUGAAUUCCAAAUUCCCAAAGCAGAAGAUCAACACGAGGAGAAGUUUCAUUUUCAGUGGAGAUAUGUGAAUGGAAUACUUGGGAUUGUAUUUACUUUUGGGGUUUUCUUAACGGCCUUAAAGAGCCGUAGGGCAAGGUCAUGGACUUAUGGUACAGGUCGUAUGAGGGGCCUCAUUGCCGAUUAUGGGGUUCCUUUGAUGGUUGUGAUUUGGACUGCCAUAUCCUUCAGUGUGCCUUCUGGAGUACCAAAGGGCGUGCCUCGAAGGCUCUAUAGUCCUCUGGCUUGGCAAUCUGCUUCAGUGUACCAUUGGACUGUUGUUAAGGACAUGUUUAGGGUACCAGUUGGGUACAUCUUUGCUGCCAUCCUUCCAGCUCUAAUGGUCACAGGACUGUAUUUUUUCGACCACAGUGUGGCUUCACAACUAGCACAGCAAAAGGAGUUCAAUCUUAAAACUCCUUCGGCUUACCAUUAUGACAUUUUGGUGCUCGGAUUUAUGACUUUACUCUGUGGACUGAUCGGACUCCCUCCAUCAAAUGGCGUUCUUCCACAAUCUCCGAUGCAUACAAAGAGCCUUGCCGUUCUCAAGAGGCAGUUAAUGGGUAAAAAAAUGGUGCAAUCUGCCAAGGAGAGCAUCAGGAGAAAUGUUAGCAGCACAGAACUUUAUGGUCAGAUGCAAGAUGUCUUCAUUCAAAUGGAUCAGUGUCCUAAUCCUCAGGAAGUUGCAAAGGAGUUGGAAGAUCUGAAAGAGGCAGUGAUUAGUGGGGAGAAAAAAGAAGGAAAAGAUAAAUACGCUUUCAAACUCGAAAACAUUAACAAUUAUCUGCCUGUUAGAGUGAACGAGCAAAGAGUGAGCAAUCUUUUACAGUCGAUCCUUGUCGUAGGCGCUAUGUUUGCUAUGCCAGUGAUUAAGCUGAUACCCACUUCAGUUCUUUGGGGAUACUUUGCAUAUAUGGCCAUUGAUAGUCUCCCUGGAAGCCAGUUCUGGGAGAGAAUUCUUCUCCUUUUCGUUACACCAGCAAGACGAUACAAGGUUUUAGAAAAAGAUCAUGCAUCAUUUGUAGAAAUAGUGCCCUUCAAAUGCAUUGCUUCGUUCACUCUAUUCCAAAUAGUGUACUUAUUGAUCUGUUUCGGAGUUACUUGGAUACCGAUUGCUGGGAUUCUCUUCCCUUUACCAUUCUUCUUUCUGUUAACCAUCCGACAACAUCUUCUACCGAAGUACUUUCAUCCGUUUCAUCUGCAAGAAUUGGAUGCAGCCGAGUAUGAAGAGAUUGCUGGUGCACCUAGACGUUCUCUUAGCAUGUCUUACAGGGAUAAAGAAUCUAUACCCGAUGAUGAUGAUAAUGAAGACGAUGAUGAUUUUGAGAUACUCGAUGAAAUGACAACAAACAGAGGGGAGUUCAAGAUCAGAACCAUGAGCUUUGAUAAUCCUCAGAUUCACCCGCAAGAUUUAGUUCAUCCAGAAUGAAAGAACAAGAGUAGUAUGAGGCAAUUGGAAAUUUUAUCGACGAUGUUGAACUCGAAAAUGGCUUCAUUACAAAGAAAUGGAGUUUAAUUUUCCAUAACAAAGCUUAUACCUUCCAAAGGAAGAUCAAAGAAAUAUGUGAUAUGUUAAUUAUGACAUUAAAGACAAGAGAAGGGAGGUAUUUUGUCAUGAUCAAGUAAGGACAGGAAUGCAAGUAUAUACACAAAAUUAAACCAACUUUACAUUAAACUGAGAAAAUUGGGUGUAUAAUUUUGUGAACUUUUCUGCUGCAGAAUACAACUAAGAAGUUUGAAGACUAUGUUUUGCUACCAAUUAUAUCUUAGUUUGUAAUUAAUUGAGAUUACUAAUAUA
Messenger RNA from Amaranthus tricolor (Joseph's coat), 2576 nucleotides. RefSeq names its product boron transporter 4-like. Gene Ontology annotation, biological process: monoatomic ion homeostasis; monoatomic anion transport; transmembrane transport. The record is from RefSeq and is a predicted model, not a curated record. The transcript has 13 exons. Gene Ontology annotation, cellular component: plasma membrane. Lineage: Eukaryota; Viridiplantae; Streptophyta; Magnoliopsida; Caryophyllales; Amaranthaceae. Gene Ontology annotation, molecular function: solute:inorganic anion antiporter activity. Bases 222 to 2207 code for a protein of 661 amino acids.